Molecule: messenger RNA, 2549 nt
Organism: Poecilia latipinna (sailfin molly)
Lineage: Eukaryota; Metazoa; Chordata; Actinopteri; Cyprinodontiformes; Poeciliidae
Gene: slc30a4
Product: solute carrier family 30 member 4
Exons: 8
Coding region: 272-1624 (450 amino acids)
Biological process (GO): response to zinc ion; zinc ion transmembrane transport
Cellular component (GO): plasma membrane
Molecular function (GO): zinc ion transmembrane transporter activity
Source: RefSeq, a predicted model, not a curated record
CCGGAAAUCCCAUGACUAUGAUCAACCGAACAGAAGCAAAGUUCCCUGUGUUUCAUUGCGGAGCUAAGGUGGUGCCAGGGCUGUGGCGUUGUUUACUCAAUUACUAUCAUGACAGUGGAAUGAGUUGGUCCCGCUGAAAACUCUUUUAUCAGUCAGAAUCGAAAUGCAGCUUUACCAUCGCGCUCCAUUAUAAAGAUGUUAAUGAUUACCCAAGAGGUCGGGGACUUAAACACAGAGAUAUCGACACACUGAGCUCCGUUAAUCACUUAACAUGUCAGGAGGUAAGCUCUUCGGUAAGGUGCGGUCCGCCUUCAGGAGGGACCGCACCGACUGGAACCUGAGCGACUCGGCUCCCUUUGACUUCUCCGACGAGCUGGUGGAGGAUGACGAGGCCCCCAAGUUCAACAAGCUGAAGGUGGUCGUCUCCGGAGAGAUGUCCGACUACUCGGCCGGGGCUUCGUCCAACGGGGUGGCGGUGAGCACCGUGGUGGUCCCGCCUGGAGCUGGAGGAGAUGAAGAUGAUGAUGACUCCCUGCUGGACUCCUCGUCCACUCUGGGCAGCCCUGGUUUGAACAUGGACCCAUGUGACAACUGCAACAAGAAGAGGGAGAGGAUCAGGCACAGGAGGGUGAUGAAGAGGCUCAUCAUUGCAGCUAUACUGUACUUCCUGUUCAUGACGGGGGAAGUUAUAGGUGGUUAUGUGUCGAACAGUUUAGCAAUAAUGACUGAUGCCGUGCACAUGCUAGCAGAUGUGGUUGGUAUCUUGUUUUCUCUGCUGGCCCUGUGGCUCUCCAACAAGCCACCCACCAAGAGAUUCACCUUUGGACUACAUCGCCUUGAGGUGGUGUCGGCGGUCCUCAGUGUGCUGCUCAUCUACAUCCUGACGGGCGUCCUGCUGUACGAGGCCGUCUUGAGGACCGUGCAUCAGGACUUUGACAUAGAUGGGGAUAUCAUGCUCAUCACUGCAGCUGUAGGGGUGGCGGUUAAUCUUAUAAUGGGUUUUCUGUUAAACCAAGGCGGCCACCUCCACUCUCACGGUCAUGGUCACAGUCACGGUCACGGUCAUUCCCACGGCCCGGCUGCUGCCCCAUCUGGUUCACACUCAGCCGGGUCGGGUCAGCAGAGGCCCACCGGCAGCCUCGCCGUUAGAGCGGCCUUCAUCCACGCUUUGGGAGAUCUCCUCCAGAGCGUCGGCGUGCUCAUAGCUGCUUACGUCGUCCGCUUCAAGCCGGAGCUGAAGCUGGCCGACCCCAUCUGCACCUACAUUUUCUCAGUUCUGGUCCUCUUCACCACAGUCCGCAUCAUUCGAGACACGAUAGUCAUAGUCCUGGAAGGUGUUCCCAGACAUUUGGACACCCAGCGAAUCAAAGAGGACCUCCUGAAGCUGGAGGACGUCCAGUCUGUCGACGAGCUGAAUGUCUGGGCUCUGACGGCUGACAAGACCGCAGCGAUGGUGCACUUGCAGCUCACUCCCUCUAGUGCCAACAACUGGGAAGACGUCCAGGCCAAGGCGCGCCACCUGCUGCUCCACACCUACGGCCUCACCAGAUGCACAGUGCAGGUCCAGACUCACAGACAGAGGACGGUACGUAGCUGUGCGCAGUGUCAGCAGCCCAGCGUCUGAGAGUCUCUGUUUCAUUGACAUGCGCGGUCCGUUCCAGCGGAGGCAGGGAUGUCUCGGCGCCGAUCGGUGCCUUUGCAAGUAUAGAGACAUGGAUGGGGAAAAACGGCGGUGCCUAAGCACAGUCAGUGGAACGACAACAGACGCACAUUUCUAAUUGGAGGAGAACUGCAGCCUCUUGGGGACCUAAUGCCCUGUGCUUGCAUCGCUCUCAUUGGGUGGAAAAUUAUCUCUUAUGCUGAGAAUAAUCUGAAAACUUGACCUUAAUUCACCAUUAAAGCCUACUGCAACAGGUGAUUUUUUUUUUCAUUUGUAUCAAAGAAUUUUGCUUUGUUUCAAAUUAUGUUUGGUUAUUAAAAAAUUAUUACUUCAUUGUAAUGUGUUCAAGCUGGAUGCUAUGAUCUUAAUGUAAUAGAGUGGAAAUCAGCAAUUUUGGUUUGAUUUUGUAGCUGGCCUCAGUGCAUGCAAGCUAAACCUUUUCAUGGGUUACGAGACUCACUUUUUUAUCAUUUCUAUUUUGUCAACAUUACACCUCGUCAAAUGUGUUCACCUGAAGUCUGUUACCAGGCAGAUUUCUGUCUCUGUAAAGAAAAUCAAAGGUGAAUAUUCCAAAUAUUCCAAAAGUAACAUCAUGGUUGCUUCACUUGCAUAAUGUAAUAAUUUACUGACUAUACUACAUUAAGAAACAGAGUGCUAAUGAUCAAUAAGACUGAAGAUAUCAUUGACCUACAGUGUGAGGAUAUAAUUAUAAAGCUAUGCAGAUCAGUUUUAGUGCUCAGAGCACAAGGGAUGACUGGAUUUGCUAUUUAUGGUAUUUUCUGAAGAGUUGAGAGAAUGUAAGGGGGGAUGUCUAAAUCUCCACUUCCCCCCCAAAAAAUAGUAUUAAAAACUGGACCACAGUUUUGGCAUAAUAAAGUUUUCAGUUGUG